Molecule: messenger RNA, 2769 nt
Organism: Podospora anserina S mat+
Lineage: Eukaryota; Fungi; Ascomycota; Sordariomycetes; Sordariales; Podosporaceae
Exons: 5
Coding region: 1-2769 (922 amino acids)
Biological process (GO): regulation of DNA-templated transcription; DNA-templated transcription
Molecular function (GO): DNA-binding transcription factor activity, RNA polymerase II-specific; zinc ion binding; DNA binding
Source: RefSeq, a predicted model, not a curated record
AUGCCGCGGCAAUCGAAACCGCCUUCCACUUCGACUGGAAAGAAGAAGCCCGAGCUGGUCGACGGCCGCCUGCCCGUCAAUCCCCGCAGAAAAAAGGUUUUGCCUGAGGAGAGGAAGCGGGUCUCCUCGGCUUGUAACAACUGCAAUGUGCGACGGGUUAAGUGCACUGGGGAGACACCGUGCCAUCAGUGCCGGAACACAAACCGCCCGUGCAAAUAUCCCGAGGUCGUCCCCAAGGUCACCGUUCCAAAGCUGCAAUGGACAGCCUUGACAGCCCUCCAAGCAUGGGCCCCGCAUGCAAUCGAGCUGAAGCGUCAGCUCGAGGCCGGCGAGCUUGUCCGGAAGAUCACUCAUGAGGAUGGUCGGGUAGAGUACCAGCCCGCGAGUGAGCUGCCGCCGCUGCCCGAGCUUUCACAUUUCCAAGACGAGGUGCCGCCUGAAGACGUUGUCAAUGCUGAGUCGUCACGGCCGGCGUUACCACCAGCCCCGGCACCGCAAACAGCGGCACCACUGCCGCAACCACCAACACCCCGUCAGCAGCAGCAGCAGGAGCAGCAGCAGCACCACCACCUCCUCCAACAACAACAACAACAACAACAACAACGACAGCAGCAGCAGCAGCAGCAGCAGCACCAGCACCAGCACCAGCAGCACCAGCAGCAGCACCAGCAGGAGCACCAGCAACAUCAUAUAGCGGAGCACCAACACCGGGAGAGGCCGCCGCUGGGUGAAUCACCGCAAACUGGGGACAAGCUGGACAAGAUUCGCUCGGCAUCACCCUCAACUUCAUCCAUCUUGAGUAAACGGUCGGAUUUUUAUCUCAGCACCAGCACUGGCUUUGAUCCUCGAAGUGAUGAAGGACGCAUGCUGGCCGACUCAACUGGCACAAGUCGAUAUUUGGGGGCGUCAUCCGGAGCAACAUUCCUUGACAACAUCAAGAACAUGAUCACCCUGACCACCCCCUUAGCAGCCCUGAUCUCCAAGGGACCCGAGCACAUGUUUUCACAAACUACUGGAAGGUACCAAACCGACGAUUCCCGUGCCUUGCUUGGGCCCCCGUUGAUGGACCCAGUCCGACACCUACCUCCAGCCCCCGACAUGGCCAAGCUGCUGGACGAGGUCCGCUACUUCAUCCAAGACGGGACCACUGACGACUUGUUCCCAAGUGGCGGCAUCAUGUUCUGGUCGUUCCCGACCUUCACUGAUCUCUCGGCCCUGGGCACCGCUCGUCGAGACCGAAUCGUGACCGCUCAUGGAGAGCAAUAUCUCCAAGUGCCCCGGGAUGACGAACAGCGAACCCCGCUCGCACUGACCUUUGCCGCGUUUGCUUUCAACAGCCUUCUCGGCCUUGCAGGCAAAGACUCUCGCGUCAAUGGCCGUCUGGGUGAAGACUUCUAUGCCACCUCGCGCCAUCUGCUGGGAGACCCCUGGGACUUUGGCACCUCCACCAUCAAGGAAGCCGCCGUCAUGGGCCUAUUGGCGCUCUACCUUGUUGAGAUCAACAGACGUGACAAUGCGCAUCUCUGGGUGAAACACGCCAUGCACGUUUGCGAAGUUCGUGGAAUCCAUCGCGGCUACACCGACGAUGAGGCCGAAGUCAGAACGUUUUGGACACUCUACAUUAUUGACUCGUGGCUGAGCUGCUUACUGGGACGCACGCCAUCGAUCCCGGAUGAUGGCAUCUCACUUCGGCCCCCCCGAGAAUGCCCCCAUUUUCCAUCUCCCGUCGGCCUGAAGGCCCAUCUGGAACUGUCCCGCAUCACUCACAAGAUCAUUUAUAAUGGCUUGCGCAGACAGUCAGAUGGCAAGAAGCCCGAAGAUCGAAGGGCCAGGGCGGAAUCACACGUCAAACGAUCCCUCGAAAGUCUGAAAAAAUGGCUGAAGGCCCUCCCUCCUGCUCUUCAACUCCCCCCGGAUGCCCACACAAAACUGCAUCUUCCCAAUAGCUUGACGACCGAGGAAGUUCCCUCCGGAUUCGGUCGCGAUCGUGCAUGUUGGUCACUGCACAUGUCAUACAAUCAGCUCAUCAUCCUCACCGUUCGUCCUGUGAUUCUAACAGCAGUGCGGAAAGCCAUUGCUAGCCUCGUCAGUACAGGACAGAUGUUUAAUAUCUACGACAACGCCCUGGUGGAAGAGAUUCGCUGGUGUACCGAUGCGGCGCAAUCCAAUCUGCGCCUCGGAUGGCUGAUGCGCCAAAACAGCCCGCAUGGCAGGUUGCUGGUGCAGGAUUUGCACCACAUUUUCAAUGCUGCCGUCUUCCUCACCAUGUACCAGCUCGUCUUUGUUAAUGUUCGGACGCAGCUGGUGGCUGAUGUGGACUGGGCCAUUGAUGUCUUCAAACAGGAGCAGGAGACAGGCUGUGCAUAUGCCAAGGAUUGCUUCGAGGUCCUGCGCGACCUCAGGUUCCUUGUCAGCGAGCUACGGGACUGGAUUCAUAACCAGACCGAGAAGGAGAAGCUCUGGGACGACGACGGGGCGUUGAAGAAUUAUCUGGGCGCCAUGACGGCGCCUCGCAACAACAACACUUCCAAGACAGACCUUGGUGCAGAUGUGCCGAUGCAUGACGUCCAAUUCGAGGGCCGCCCCAUCAAGCAAGCCCACGGCUUCAAGAAGGGGUACGCAAGGAGGAUCUGGGACACGCUAACGUCCUGGCUCCUGUUGGAGGACAACUCCAACGAGGGUGACGGUGGUGGAGAAUGUUUUGUGUUUCUUUCCAGUUCCAGUUCAGAUACCAACUCAAACUGUUCGUUCCCCCCCGGAGGAUACUAG